AUGGAUUGCUUCCUGGAGCUUGUAGACAAGGGAUUAUGUAUAAGGUUUCGAUCUGGAAUACUAGGGUUGGCAUACAAAAAACUACUAAAACUAAAACAUAUCAACGGAAGAGUUGCAGCUGAAGUAAUAACAAUAUUCGGGUCCGAUGCAUUAAGAGUGUUUAUGAACACAAAGUUUUUUGUGUUCCUGCUGUCCGCACCCGUCUACCUGAUUAUUGGAAUAGCAUACCUUUAUUAUCUCCUCGGAAUCUGGUGCGUUAUUGCGUUUGCGACAUUGAUGGUCUUUUGCACUAUUCAGAUACGAAAAUUGACAGAAGUUAUCUCAAACAUUAAGCUGUUGAAAAUGCAUGCAUGGGAAAAAUACUUUAGGAAUACUAUAAUCGACAUCAGGACAAUGGAAAGUAAACCACUGUUGCAAUCGGCAAUAUUAAGUUACAUAGCCAACGCCAUCAUUCCGUUAACACCAUCGCUAGCUACCGUAACGACUAUUACCGCCUACGUCUACGCUGGAAAUGAGCUUGAUGUGUCGACGGGAUUUUCAGUUGUUGCUACUCUCACAUACCUGAAGGUCAUAGUCGCCUUUGUUCCGUACGCCGCCGAGAUAUUUGGCCAAACAUUGAUCAGCUUUGAGAGAAUUAAGGGGAAGCACAUCGGAAUAUGUGGCGCUCUCGGCUGUGGAAAGUCUUCUUUGUUGCAAGCACUAAUUGGUAGGAUGCCAUUAAUUACCGGUCAUCUUGCUAUUAAUGGUUCAGUUGCUUAUGCGGCACAACAAGCCUGGAUCUUUAACGGAAGUGUAAGAGAGAAUGUUCUCUUUGGAAGCCCUUACGAAGAAGAUUGGUACACUGAAGUUGUAAACGCAUGUAGUCUCAAGCCAGAUCUGAACAUUUUGGCCAAUGGUGAUAUGACUGAGAUUGGUGAUAGGGGAAUGAACUUGAGUGGUGGCCAGAAACAGCGCGUUAGCCUUGCACGAGCUGUCUACAGUAAAAGAGAUAUUUAUCUCCUUGACGACCCCCUGUCUGCCGUCGACGUCCAAGUUGGUCAGCAUUUGUUCAAGCGAUGUAUCGAUGGUGUUUUAAAGAAUAAAACUGUUCUUUUGGUAACACAUCAACUUCAGUAUUUGGAACACUGUGACGAAAUUUACGUCAUGAGCGAAGGUGUGAUAACGGAACACGGUAGCCAUGAUGCGCUGUUAGCCCAGAAGGGUUGUUACACAAAGCUGAUGGAACAGUUCAAUUCUAACUUGGAUCACCACAGCACAAUAGAUGAUAAAAUUCAGUGUGAGUACGAGACAAAAUCGGCAUCGCUGAACGUCAACAAACGUAAGCAAGAAACAGGAACUGCUGACCACGGCUAUGAAAAAGGUAUCUUAACAGACAGAGAGAAAUCGGUGAGCGGCACCACAACACCAUCGCCAGUGAUGAACUCGUUGCACUCCAACGGGACGGAAGGAGAUGCUACGGGAUUUGGAAAUGUCUCUAUGCUCGAUGUAUUGACAUAUACUUCAUUAUCAUCUGGAAAAGAACACGACGAAUCGGAUUGGUAUUUGACAAUUUAUAUUUCUACGGCUGGAGUGAUGAUUGGACUAGCUGCAUUAAAAGGAAUCAUAACAGGGAUUGUGUACAUAAGAGCUACAGUUAAUUUACACAACAAUGCCCUUCGGAGAGUGAUGAGUAGUCCAAUGCGGUACUUUGAUGCAAAUCCAACAGGAAGAAUUCUUAACAGAUUUUCUCAAGACGUAGAAGAAGUUGACGUUAUCUUCCCUUUUAUGUUGGAUAAUCUACUACAAACCACAGUGAUGAUAGUUGCCUCCCUUGGCACCAUAAUCUACAGUUUCCCUUGGAUCCUGAUCGCCGUUUCUCCUAUCAUGUUAUUCUUCUAUGUGAUCGUGAUCUUGUCUUCCGUGUCAAUGCGAGGUUUUAAGCGCCUUGAAAAUGUGGCGAGGUCGCCAUUGUUGAAUCACGUAACCACAACAUGCAACGGGAUCAGUACCAUAACUACCUUUUCUCAGGAAACAAACUUCAUGGAUAGAUGUAAACAGUACACGGAUACAACAUCGAUGGCUUUAUUACUAUAUGACUCCUGCAUGAGAUGGAUGGGCCUAACGAUGGACAUCGGUGGAGCUAUGGUGGCAAUGGUUACAAUGUCCGUAGUGCUGUUCACCAAGGACUCUAUAUCUCCUACGUUGGCAACUUUGGCAUUGACAAUGUCGUUGAAUGUGACAGGCCUAGCCCAGUCUUUUGCUAGUACGUUCAGCGAGGUCGACGCAAGGUUCACAUGUAUCGAAAGAAUCCUUGAGUAUGAGGGUCUCGAUAAAGAAAAGGAAACAGGAAGUGAUGAAGUGGAGGGGAUUUGGCCAAGUCAGGGAAGGAUAACAUUUUCAAAUGUGGUUAUGAAAUACCGUGCGGACUUGGAUCCCGUACUAAAGAAUAUCAGUUUUGAUAUCCUUCCAAAACAGAAGAUCGGAAUCGUGGGCCGUACUGGCGCAGGAAAAUCAUCUUUGAGUGCCGCAUUGUUCAGACUAACUGAUCUCAAGGAAGGCCACGUGAUGAUCGAUGGCAUCGAAAUUGGGGCUGUUUCUCGGAAAUUGCUGCGUUCAAACCUGUCGUCUAUUCCACAAGACCCCGUGCUGUUUGCAGGUACACUAAGGUAUAACCUGGAUCCUUUCGAGAAGUAUACGGACACGCAAAUGUGGGCAGCACUAGAACAAGUUCAUAUGAAGGAAAAGAUGAAACUACGUGACCAGACUCUUGACAUGUACAUAGAAGAAAACGGAGAAAAUUUUUCAGUUGGUGAACGGCAAUUAAUAUCCUUAGCACGUGCAAUUUUGCGUCAAAACAAGAUCCUCAUACUUGACGAAGCCACAGCGUCCAUUGACACCUCCACAGACGCUAAGAUUCAGCAAACGAUCCGCAACAGUUUCUCUGACUGUACCGUCCUGACGAUCGCCCACAGACUCAACACCGUACUACACUGUGAUCUCAUUCUUGUCAUGGAAGGCGGGCGGCUGAUAGAGAAAGGCAGUCCGAAGGAUUUGCUACAAAAUCCAUCAUCUCACUUCAGCAAUAUGAUACGUUUCCAUAACAUGGUACUGCCAGAUAAUUAG
Molecule: messenger RNA, 3102 nt
Organism: Ylistrum balloti
Lineage: Eukaryota; Metazoa; Mollusca; Bivalvia; Pectinida; Pectinidae
Product: ATP-binding cassette sub-family C member 5-like
Exons: 23
Coding region: 1-3102 (1033 amino acids)
Biological process (GO): transmembrane transport
Cellular component (GO): membrane
Molecular function (GO): ABC-type transporter activity; ATP binding; ATP hydrolysis activity
Source: RefSeq, a predicted model, not a curated record